CCUACGUCACUGGGAAUUUCCAGUGGGGAAGUGAAGUUUCUGAACAACUGUACAAGUCGAUGUUGCUAGCGACCACUGUCAUAUUUCAUCCUCGUUAACUGAAGCAAAAUUAUUAACAUAGAAGUGUUGUAUAAUAUGAACGUUUGACGAUAGGAUACUGUUAGAUUCGGUCAAAUCAGUUUACCUAAGCAUGGCGCAAUAAUGUGCAAAACUCGACUCAUCUGAUGUGGAUGUAGGAAUCGCAUGUGACCUAGGUAAGCUUUGGCUACAAUAUUUAAAUGUAAUGAUAUUAGUAAUUAUAAAAAGUAACCAAUUUAAGUUUAUUGUUAUAACCUUUCUAGCUAGCCAAGUCCACUUCCUCAUUGUCAAAUUAGCUAGCUAUUUGAAUGCUAGCCACUAAAAAAUGAAGUUGAGUAGUUAGCUAACUGACUUAGUUAGACCAGAGCAAACGGACAGUUGGCUUUGUCUUUGUUUUGGUGUCUUGAAAAAUUGACUUAAGAGAGGGUGCUGUUUUAGCUCAUUUAUAUUGACACUUGUGUUUUAGUUAGCUAGCUGGUUAGCUUGUUAGAUAAGUGGAUUUAUACACAGCAUGCCAGUAGCAAAUCCAAAUGUCACGAGAGGUGUCUAAUCAGGGCACAUUUGAGAUUGGAUGAGAUGCAGAAAAUCACUAAAAUCUUUAAUUCCGGUAAAACAUUUUGCUAUGUAAUAAAGCAUAUGUACACUAAACUACAAUUAUAUUUUAUAAGUCAUGACUUUUCUCGAGGUAUUUGUCUUCUCUCAGACGCCAUGGCAGAAGAGGAGGCUUACCUCCCUCACCCACAGUACUAUGACAUAGAGCCAAUAUGGGAUCCUCUAAAUUUUACUCCCAUGUCACUCACCAACUCACUCCGGACAGCAGAUGGACCCUACCUCGAAAUCAUUGAACAGCCUAAACAGCGGGGCUUCAGGUUCCGUUAUGGAUGUGAGGGACCCUCUCACGGUGGGCUUCCAGGGGCCUCCAGCGAGAAGAACAGGAAGUCAUAUCCCCAGGUCAAGAUCUGUAACUACCAGGGGUUGGCACGUGUGGUGGUACAGCUAGUGACCAACUCUAAAGAUGCCCACCUCCAUGCCCACAGUUUGGUGGGCAAGCAGUGUGACAAAGGCAUCUGCAUCACAGACCAACAGCCCAAAGACUCCAGCAUCAGUUUCCCCAACCUGGGCAUCCUCCAUGUGACCAAAAAGAAUGUGAUUAAGACACUGGAGGACCGCAUGACUGAGGCCUACAGGGUGGGCUACAACUGUGGCAUUGUCAUCCACCCCGAGAUAGACGCCAUCCAGGGAGAGGUUCGCAUCCCCCGGGAGCUCACUGAUCACCAGAGAAGCAUGAUCUGCAGUGCAGCAACCAAGCAGGCUAAAGAGAUGGACCUAAGCGUGGUGCGCCUCAUGUUCACUGCCUUCCUCCCAGAUAGCGACGGGGGCUUCUCCCGUAGACUGGACCCCGUCAUAUCAGACCCCAUUUUCGACAGCAAAGCUCCUAAUGCAUCCAACCUGAAGAUUGUGCGGAUGGACCGCACAGCUGGCUGUGUGACAGGAGGAGAAGAGGUCUACCUGCUCUGUGACAAGGUCCAGAAAGAUGACAUCCAGGUGCGCUUCUAUGAGGAUGACGAGACAGGGCUGACAUGGGAGGCCUUUGGGGACUUCUCCCCCACUGAUGUCCAUCGACAGUUUGCCAUUGUUUUCAAGACCCCCAAAUACAGAGACCUGAACCUCCAGAAGCCCACCUCAGUGUUUGUGCAGCUGAAGCGUAAAUCGGACAACGAGAAGAGCGAGCCCAAGCCUUUCACCUACCACCCACAGAUCAUAGAUAAGGAAGAGGUGCAGAGGAAAAGACAGAAGACCCUGCCUAAUUUCCAGGACUACAGCGGCCAAGGUGGAGCAGGGGGCAUGUACCGGGGACCAGGGGGAGGAGGCUCCGCUACAGGGGGAGGACCCAGCUCAGGGGGAGGAGGUUACUUCCAGGCCUAUUCCACCUACAAUAACUACGGCACCGGCUAUAGCGCUGGCUUUUCCCCUGGCAUGAGUGGUGGCGGGGCGGGCAUUAAACAUGCUACACAGGGCAGAGCGGAGGACAGCGGUGAUGACUGCGACAUGGGCGAUGACCCGUCCUCUGGGGCAGUGGUGGCGGACCGAGCCCAGUCGGAGGAGGAUGCCUCUGCUGGGGAGACAAGUGAGGAGAGAGGGGCUGGUGUGGAGCUAGGACCAGGGGACAGGACUGGCGAAUGCAUGCUGGAGGCUAGGCUGGUGGAUGUGGCUGAGAGGCAGGCUGAAGCCCUCUUCCAUUACGCCGUCACUGGAGACGUCCGCUACCUGCUGGCUCCACAGCGCCACCUCAUGACAGCUCAGGACGAGAACGGCGACACUGGUCUCCAUCUAGGGGUGAUCCACAGCCAGACAGACGCAGUCAGGAGUCUAGCCCAGGUGCUCUCUGCCCUGCCUGGAGAGGAGGUCCUCAACAUGAGGAAUGACCUCUACCAGACUCCUUUGCACCUAGCGGUGAUAACCCAGCAGAAGGAGGCGGCCGAGGCCCUCGUAUUGGCUGGGGCUGAUGUCACUCUGUCUGAUCGCCAUGGAAACACAGCUCUACACCUGGCCACUCAGCAGAAGGAGGGAGGGAUGGUGGGAUUUCUACUAAGACACAGAGAGGUGGUGGAACUAGUGGACCUCCCCAACACAGCAGGAUUUUGCUCCCUCCACCUGGCUGUGCUGGCCAAUAGCCUAUGUUCCCUUAGGGACCUCUUGGUGAGCGGGGGCAAUGUGGAGGGCCAGGAGAGGAGCUGCGGCCGCACGGCACUCCACUUGGCCACUGAGCUGGACAACGUCUCCCUGGCAGGCUGCCUGCUACUGGAGGGGAAUGCUGAUGUGGACUGCUGCACCUACAACGGCUCCAGCCCUCUCCACAUAGCAGCAGGCCGGGGCUCUGUCAAACUGACCGCUCUCCUCAUGGCUGCAGGUGCCAAUCCUCACAAAGAAAACUUUGAGCCCCUGUUCUUCAGAGAGGAUGACUGCUGUGUGGAUGAGGAAGAGGAGCAGGAUGAAGGCUACAUCCCAGGGAUGACUCCUCUUAACAUGGCUGCCACUCCUGAGGUGUUGGAAAUUCUGAAUGGCAAAGAGUACAAGCCACGGGCCACCAUCCCAGUCUUCAUCCCCCCUCAAGGCGACAUGCGGAGCCUGGGCUCAGACACAAAGCGGGCAUUAUGCCAGGCCCUUGAGUGCCAGGGGGGGAGCUGGGAGAGCCUGGCAAACACGCUGGGGCUGGGCAUCCUCAACAGCGCCUUCAGACUCAGCCCCUCCCCCGCCAGCACACUGCUGGACAGCUACGAGGUAUCCGGGGGAAUGGUCAUGGACCUUUUGGAGGGACUCAGGAUGGUGGAGAACUCCAACGCGUUGACAGUACUGCAGGGGGCACUGUGUGAAACGGAGCAGGCUCCUCUAGCUCCCCGAAGCACCACAGAGCUCUUAGGACGUGUCCAGGAUCUGAAGCUGGACGGACAGGAGGACAGUGGCGUGUGUGACAGUGGGGUGGAGCUCUCCACAGCGUGACUGCCAGAUUGGUCAAUCACACAUCAGGGCCCUGACCUUGUCAGGAUUUCAUGAGGCUUCUACUUCCUAUAAGCAGGCUACAGACAAUUUCUCUCUGAAAGGGACACUAGCAAGCUCGUCUCCUCACACAUCAUGCUAAAUAUCCUUACUUUUAAUGUUUUGAAAGUGGCUUUGUAUACGUAAACAUAGUAUGCAUGUUAUGUUUGCAUAAUGACAUUUUAGGAAACCUGAAUGUAAUCUAUUUGAAUCUUGUUUGAAUUAACAUCAUGAAUGUGUUUUAUUCAGGGGAAAACUCAGAGGCUUGUUAUAAAUGUGGAAAAUGCUUUUUUAAUCAUUUUUAAUUUUAAGAGAUUAUUAGAUUAAAAAUCAUAUGAUCAGAAAUGUUCUCCCCACACUACAGUUCAUUUGGAGCAUGGCGGUCAAAAAUGCAGCCGAUUCAAAUAACCAAUUUUGAGUGUGGCACUCUGGACCUUGGCAAAGCCCGAUAUAAUUAAGUUCCAACACCCCCUGAUUUACAAGGCGUAAGCCACUUUGGAAAAAAAGUGUCUGAUAAAUGAUAUUAAAUGAAAAUUGCCUCUAUAUACAGCAGUAGUUGCCAAAAGGAUAGAUAGCCCGUUAUAUAUCCCCCUCAUAAAGUGGACCCCAUAAUAUCACAUGGAUAGAAUGGUUACUGUUGAGUGGUUUGUAUUGAAACCAAGCAACCACUAAUACAUGCUCUUGUAUCAUGUACAACAAAGUCCAAUUAAAUUUCCUAUGGAAGUGGUGCUACCAGUGAUUUGUACGUAUGAUAAUGGUUUAUUGUAAUAAUCAUGAAGCCUGUUAAAGCACAAUCCUCAGCCUUGACUACAGUACACAAACCACUUUUGAAUAGCCUUGAGUUCAUUCCUGUGUAGACAAGCUUUUCAUCGUACCCCUUGACAUCUGUAUGAAGUAGGGUCUAAACUCACUUUUGAAAGCCAUUUGUUUAUAGUAAUAUUUACUUUUGUUAUCAAUGCACUUGAUUUAAGUUUGAAUUGUUUUAUCAAACGUUCAUAGUCAGGUUAUCAAGUUCUGCUUCAAGACCACGGUGAAGACAUGUUGGAGAAUGAGUGGUGCUUUAUUUUCUUCAUUGUUCUUUCCCAUUUUGCAAUUAAGUAUUCAUUGAGUCAUUUGGUAUUCAUAAACCCUCGACAUCAGAUGGACAUUGAAAGAUUUGUUUCAACCAAGUUUGAAGCUGUUCCAACAUUUUCCUGACAACACUGGCAUUUUGAGAUCAAUCCUAAACCAAAGGUUUAAUAGGCAAGCACCGCUUCACUUUGUGUGGAGCUUCAAUAUUUAUACCUGUACCCUGUGAAACUUUUGUAUAGUCAAAGGUUUGCUUUUUAAUGGGUUCUAUUGUAAUACUUUUUUAAUAAAAUUGUUAAUUGUG
Oncorhynchus masou masou (cherry salmon) is the source of this 4987-nucleotide messenger RNA. Its product is annotated as nuclear factor NF-kappa-B p105 subunit-like. NCBI's taxonomy places the organism in Eukaryota, Metazoa, Chordata, Actinopteri, Salmoniformes, Salmonidae. The transcript is spliced from 23 exons. Gene Ontology annotation, molecular function: DNA-binding transcription factor activity, RNA polymerase II-specific; protein binding; RNA polymerase II cis-regulatory region sequence-specific DNA binding. The record is from RefSeq and is a predicted model, not a curated record. The coding region runs from base 655 to 3579 and encodes 974 amino acids. Gene Ontology annotation, biological process: regulation of DNA-templated transcription; signal transduction. Gene Ontology annotation, cellular component: cytoplasm.